AUGGCGGAGAGUAAUCCAAAAUACACACUCGGUUCUCCCCAAGAACAUAUACCAAUAUGCGAAGAACAUGGUUUAUCUAUAGAUUGGAUAUGUGAAGACUGUGAUACGUUCAUUUGUUCUACGUGUGCAAAAAUGUAUCACAAUGGACAUAACUGUGUCUCGCAGACUUCGGCAGCCAGUCAAAGAAGGAGAGUACUCCUUGAAUAUAUCAGGGAUAUAAAGGAGGAGCAUUUGUUGAAUAUUGAUGAGAUAAUUCUCAAAAAGAAGACCGAAAAUCAAAAUUCUUGUGACUCUCAGGUAAAAAAGUUACAGAAGCAUUUUGAAGAAAUUAUCAUGACUUUAACAGAAAUCAAGAAAAUCAAGGAGGAAACAUUGAAAGCUAUUCUAAGAAAGAAAAAUGAAGAACUAGGCAACGAAAGGUAUCGGUUAGAUGAGAAAAAGAAUAAAAUAACUGAAAUAGUGGAAUAUUUGGAAGAAUACCACACCGCCAUUUCUGAUAAGAGCUUAAUUGAGAACCAGGGAGAUCUGGCACAUCUGCUUGAUGACAUUAAAAGAGACUUGCAGAACUGUGAAUUUUCAGUGACAUACAAGGAAAGAGAGAUGGACAAUGCUAAGCUGGAGUCCAUAUUUGGUCAUUUUCUUUAUUUAGAUGACGUCAGUGUUAUUGAAACAAAUUCAUUUCAAUAUAGUAGUCAUCCAAUUUUAGCUUCGGAGGCAUUGAGCGAAGAUGGGUGCUACAUGCACGUAAAGGACAAGAAAUCAGAUUUUAUUGAACUGGUCAACAAACAAGGCAAAAAGAAACAGAAAUUAAGUAUUAGAUUAAACGAUUUUUUUGUAACAUAUAGUGGUAUCUAUUUCACAACUAUAGAGAAUAAUUCGAUUUGUUGCAUUUCUCCAUUAGGAUCGGUUUCAACAUUUUUGAGUACAAACUCAUUGAUUCCUAUGGGAAUUUGUAAAUCAUUGGAUGACGGGCUUUUUGUUUCUUUGGUUGACUCUGAAUGCAACUCUUUUGAAUUAGAUUCAAACAGCCGACGUUUAGUGAAACAUUUCACAUUAGAAUGUGAUUUGAUUCAUGAGUAUGAGUUCAAGGAGGACGGUCGAACAAGACUGUUUAAUAUGCCUUACAAACUCUGUCAGAACAGUAACUCUGAUAUUUGUGUGAUGAACAUUACAAGUGACAAAUUAGGUGAAAUAUUGAUUAUUUCUUUCUCUGGAAGUCUGCGAACUAUCUACCGUGGGCAAAACAUGAAAGAAGAUUUUUUGCCAGCAGACGUUGCAUGUGAUUCUUCCUGCAGAAUCCUCGUUGCUGAUCCCCUCCACAGCCGGAUCCACUUGCUCAGUCCUGAAGGUGAAUUUUUGAAAUACCUAUUGACAGAUAAAGAAAUAACAAAGCCAACGGCAUUUUCACUGUGUAAGUCUGCGCUAUGGAUUGGGAAUGAUUCAGGGCUCGUCAAAGUGUUUGAGUACAAAUGUUUGUUUUCAUACUAA
Molecule: messenger RNA, 1488 nt
Organism: Saccostrea cuccullata (small rock oyster)
Lineage: Eukaryota; Metazoa; Mollusca; Bivalvia; Ostreida; Ostreidae
Exons: 1
Coding region: 1-1488 (495 amino acids)
Molecular function (GO): ubiquitin protein ligase activity; zinc ion binding
Source: RefSeq, a predicted model, not a curated record